UGAAUGUAACUGGGUGUGAUUUUUCGGCUUACUUUUUCAAACUUACUGAACAGACCCCGGCCCGCUAACUUUUAUUUAGGUGAGGUUUAAAUCAUUAUUUAAAUUAUUGAUGGAGCUGGACGCAGGAGGAAAGCAGUCUGCUGACAUGGCGGACUUUGUGGUGGAGGAUCUGGAGUCCUUCGUGAACGUUGAAUUGGAGGUGGACAAAAACAGCCAGACUUCUGAACACAGCAUGUCCGUCAUUAGUCAAGCUUUGUUUCAGAAUGAAGAGGAAGAUGAAAGUGACAGUGAAGAUGAUGACGACGACGACGACAGUGGCACUGACCACUUUAACUGUGCGAGGGGCGGGACUCAGCUGCAGAGGUGUGAGCGGCGAUCAGGAGUAAACUCAGGUGUUCCUGACACCUUUCAGACGAGUCACCUGCUGUUCUACGAGAGGUUCAAGGCCUACCAGGAUUACAUGCUGGGAGACUGUAAGCCUUCUGAGGUGAAGGCAUUCACCGCAGACUACCUGGAAAAGGUGUUGGAGCCAUGUGAUUGGCUGGCUCUGUGGUGCACUGAUGUCUUCGAUGUUGUGGUUGAGGUGCGGGACUUGGACCUGAAGGACCUCAAGGCGUGUGUGCGGCUGGUUCUUCCUCUGCAGUGUGAAACACGCGGCUGUGAGCUCUCCGAGGAGGCCAUGACAGCGUUGCUGGAGGCCACGCAGCAUCGAGUACUCCUGCAGGAGCUGCAUGUGGUCUACGACUCCUCCGGGGACUUUGACCAGACCGCCCUGGCCCUGGAACACCUCAGGUUCUUCUACAAACACAUCUGGAGGCAGUGGGAUGAAGAAGAUGAAGACGAUGACUUUGAUUAUUUUGUGCGCUGUGUGGAGCCUCGUCUGCGCCUGUACUACGACAUCCUGGAGGACCGGGUCCCUGCAGGUCUGGUGUCAGAGUACCAGUCCUUACUGGAGUCCUGCUCCAAGGUCUUCCAGCAGUUCAGCUCUCUGCGCAGUGAGCUGGUUUCAGACUCGGACUCUGAGCUCGAUAACAUAUCCAUGGUGGAGGGUGUGAAGCUGUGCGACCAGCUGGAGACACUGCGCCGCAAGCUGCACAUCAUCGAGAACCCACUGCUCAGGUAUGUGUUGGGGUACAGGGGUAACAACAGACAGCAAUGUGUUCAGAGCCGUGGUAUCAGGUGUUCGGGUGUGAAGGUGGUCCAUGUGGUCACAGUGUCCUGCAGCGGCAACCAGCUUCAGUCCCUCCUCAGUGACAGACUGCUGCCUCUGAGCUCCUCUGAGGACACACAGAUACAGUUCCACAAAGAUCCAGUAUCAGCAGUGGACUCGAGUCAUGAAGGAGACGUGGUCCUGAUCCUGCCGGGGGUCUACAGUGUGAGCAGCUCCAUGUUCAUCCCUGACUCCAUCUCUGUGGAAGGGUUUGGACUUCCUGAUGAGGUGGUGAUAGAGAAGAAGAACAAAGGAGAUUCAUUUGUGGAGUCGACAGGAGCAGAAGUCAAACUUUCCAACAUCAAGUUCAUCCAGCACGACGCCAUCGAGGGCAUCCUGUGCGUGCGUCAGGGCACUCUGAACAUGGAGAACUGUGUGCUGCAGUGUGAGACCACCGGAGUGAUCGUCAGAACAUCAGCCUGUCUGAGCAUGACCAGGUGUGACCUGUACGGAUCCAAGGGGGCAGGUGUGGAGAUUUACCCCGGCAGUAUCUGCAGUCUGAUUGGUAAUGGCAUCCAUCACUGUAAAGACGGGAUACUAAUCAAGGACUUUGCUCAUGAGCUGGAUGUGAUGCCGUCCAUCACCAUGGAGAACAACGUGAUCCACAACAACGAGGGAUAUGGUGUGAUUUUAGUGAAACCAAACAAUGGAGAACAACAGGGAGAUGCAGGAGACUCUGCAGGACCCUCAGCCGACCCACCCUCCUCCUUCACUACAACCCCCACCCUUACAGCCAGUGGCCCCGCCCAGCAGGAGUCUGCAGAAAACAACAACAGCACAGAAGGCGGAGCCUCCUCAUCAGGCAGGAAGUGGCAGUUCAGCCGUCAGCUGAGCCGAACCAAGGAGACUUCCUGUGUCAGCCGAGCGGACCAGGACUUGAAGGACCACCAGGUCUUUGUGUCCGUCCAGGGGAACCAGUUCAGACGGAACGGACUGGGAGACUACGGGACCUUCUACUACUGACACACACCAACAUGCACCCUCACACACCGAGACUGUCUGUCACAAACGAAUCUCCACAGAUCCUUCAGCCUCUAUUUUGUUUCUAACUUUAGUUUGUGCUGAAGUAAAUAUUUCUGUUAACAGAACUCUAAACAAUGUUUUUAUCUUAUUUAUUCUUUUUUUGCUGCAGACACUUAACGUUUUACUUUGUUUUAUCAUAAUCUAAAGAUUCACUGGGCACUUUGAGAGCAGAUGUGAUGGUUUGUUACCUGUCAGGUGUGGACUGCACUGUUUAUAAUUCACAGGUAUUCUCUGGGGUUCUUUUGUUUUGUAAAUGUUACCUAUUAGUGUUGGCUGCACCGAUGAUGACUCACAGGAGUUCUUUGUUUUGUAUUCUUGAGUUGAGACAUUCAGUUGUAUAAGGUUUGUUGAUGAGUUUUCUGGUUUGGGGGAAGUUUUCAGGUGUAAAAGUGUAAUAAAUGUUCGGUUUUUAUUAGGGCUGUCAAACGAUUAAAGAGUUUAAUUAUGAUUGAUCACAAAACUUCAAUAGUUAAUCAUGAUUAUUAGCAUAUUUAAUCGCAUGUUGGAAUUGACUUUAUUUCGCAUUCAAAAAUUAAAAUUGUUAGGCUUUUAUUCUGAACUGUCUUAAGCUGAAAGUACUUUACUCGCUGUUCGAUUUAGACCAUGCUUUUGUUUUUGAAAUAAAGUCAGGACAUUCCGGUGGAUUGAAGGUUACAACGUUAACUUAACCACUUACGAAACAGCUCAAAGGAACAGUGAUCAAAUGAAAUGUCUGAUGUCAUUAGGUGGAUAUUUCUUUUGACUUCUCAGUUGAGCUGUCAGGUUGUUGUUUUUUUAAGUGAAAUGAAAUGGUGAUGGCAGGAAGACACUGCGGAGACUUAUCCACAGUGCACCUAAAGGAACAAAAUAGCAUGCAAUUAAUUGGAAUCAAAGACAUUAGUUGUGAUGAACUAGUUCAUGCUGACAGCCUUAGUUUUUAUUUUUCAUUGUGUGACGAUAUAAAUGAAUGUGUUUGUUGCUUGUACUGAAUGGAUUUCUUGCAGAUUAAAAAGUGUCUUUAUAAAACAG
Molecule: messenger RNA, 3241 nt
Organism: Labrus mixtus (cuckoo wrasse)
Lineage: Eukaryota; Metazoa; Chordata; Actinopteri; Labriformes; Labridae
Gene: shcbp1
Product: SHC SH2-domain binding protein 1
Exons: 13
Coding region: 110-2173 (687 amino acids)
Biological process (GO): fibroblast growth factor receptor signaling pathway
Source: RefSeq, a predicted model, not a curated record